Penicillium atrosanguineum is the source of this 861-nucleotide messenger RNA. RefSeq lists its product as uncharacterized. The coding region runs from base 1 to 861 and encodes 286 amino acids. The record is from RefSeq and is a predicted model, not a curated record. NCBI's taxonomy places the organism in Eukaryota, Fungi, Ascomycota, Eurotiomycetes, Eurotiales, Aspergillaceae. The transcript has a single exon.
AUGCCGCUUAUAUCCUCCAGACGAAGCUCCCAGUCCCACGCCAACCUCCCCAUAGCUCUCCUCACAACUUUCACCCUCAUCACAGCCCUAGUCUACCUACAACUCAUCUACGCCAUCUCCUGGAUCCUCCGACCAUUCUACAACUCAGGCCAAGAAUUCCCACCUAUGCGACGCACCAUCGAGAAAGCAGAGAGACUAACCGUCAACAUCAUCCUCGGUAUCGUACCUACAUCAUUUUAUCGCUCGCCGCCAGUCUCAGGUCUACUCCACAUGCACGAAGAUUCGGCCCACCGUAUCCCAUCUGUUCCACGAUAUGUUUACGAUCCCGCAUCACACACCCAAGGCACAACUGUUCUCCCAACCCUAUCACAAUGCUACCCGGAGAACUCCAUCGAACGAACCGGUAUAAUUCACCACGACUCCCAUUUUCCGGUAUGCGCGACCCCAGACCACUACACCAGAGACUCCUCCGUCUAUGACACAGUCAAGAAACACACCACUGGCAAACAACGCAUCUCCGUCGUCGAAAUGCACCAGUCUCAACAAGCCACCCAGACAUACCAGCAAACAAAGUCACCUUUAGUCCCUGCCCCAGUUAUCUCGGCCCCACUCGAGAAAUCACCCGCUGCAUCGUUUGAUGGCGUGCGCGAGGCGAGUAUGCAUUCUUUCCUGACGGAGACGGAUAAUUCGAAUAACUCGUUGACACUGCGGAUGAGCAAGCGGGCGAAGUCGAGGUCUACGGAGAGUUAUCCAGGGAGGUUUCCUGUCAGUGAUAGGUUGGAGUAUACUAAUCUUGCUACGGCUGAAUUGAACUUUCGGGAGAAAGGGACUACCUUUGUGCGGCCUUUUUCGGAUUACUAG